Molecule: messenger RNA, 861 nt
Organism: Hibiscus syriacus
Lineage: Eukaryota; Viridiplantae; Streptophyta; Magnoliopsida; Malvales; Malvaceae
Product: LOB domain-containing protein 22-like
Exons: 1
Coding region: 212-796 (194 amino acids)
Source: RefSeq, a predicted model, not a curated record
AACAUGAGCAUUUCGAGAACCGGUAGUAGCGGUACUACGCAAGCUUGCUACGCGUGUAAAUACCAACGUAGGAAGUGUGCACCGGACUGCAUCCUCGCCCCGUAUUUCCCUCACGAUCGACAACGACAGUUCCUGAACGCGCACAAGUUGUUCGGGUGAGCAACAUAACCAAGAUCAUCAGGAACCCAACCCUCCAGAAAAGGACAUCGCCAUGCGCACGAUCGUGGUCCAAUCCGACGCGCGUGCCAACCACCCUGUCGGAGGGUGUUAUAGGAUCAUACAAGAACUCCAACGACAAAUCGAAUACAGCCAGGCCGAACUUGACCUCGUUUACCAUCAACUAGCCAUAUGUCGAGCACAGGCCGCCCAACAACAACCUCAACAACAUAACGAUUUAAACCUAGGGGGUGACAUAAUCAAUCCCCAAGAUCCAUUGAACUCGUAUAAUUCGAACUAUUACUACGUUCAAGAACCUGACGACGACCUAUUCGCAAUAAACAACGACGACGACAACAACAAUAACCAACACCAACAACAACAACAUGAGUUGCAUGAAAACUACGAUCAUUCAUGGGAAAUACACGAAUCAACGAUGGCAUUGUCCACGUUGAACAUCAAGCAGAGUUUUAUGAAACAAUGUGACAACAACGAAGUAGUACAUAAUGAUGAUGAUGAUGAUGGAGUUAAGCAUGAUUAUAGAAUACCGUGUGAAAGGCAUAACGAGAUGAAGUUUGAGAUCGAGGACAUAGUUGAAAGGAGGUUUGUGCCAUCGACACAGCUGGUUAUGUCAUCUUAAUAACCAUAUAACGUUUUUUUAAUUAUGAGAGAGUGAUGAAUAUACGAUUAAUAUAAGAGAGAGAA